AUGGAAAUUGACGAGGUCCCAUCACAAUCCCCUCCAGCAUCCGAGCAAUCCCCAUCCCCUGAAGCGGCGCCAAGACGAACGCUAGCCACAAAAACCCUGGAGAUUUGCAAUCACCUGAAGUCAAACUACAACAUGACACCAAAGCAGUUUAUCGAGGCAUUUCUCACUGCGGACAGUGAUGCGCUUUCUUUUCGUCGGCGUUAUUGGGGUUCUAAGGAUGGCUGGCCCUCAACUCUUGACAUAAUCCAAAAAAUCAAAAAGCAAGUGAAAAAGACACAAAAAGGUCAAGCUCGUUGGUGCGAAUUCAUCAAAAAUGAAGUGGAUGUUUUCAAAGUAGCCAGAAAGUUGAACCAUCUUUCUUUGACGAUGAUGCUGUACUCGCCCGAGUAA
This is a messenger RNA of Puccinia graminis f. sp. tritici CRL 75-36-700-3, 390 nucleotides long. RefSeq lists its product as uncharacterized. Lineage: Eukaryota; Fungi; Basidiomycota; Pucciniomycetes; Pucciniales; Pucciniaceae. The transcript has 2 exons. The record is from RefSeq and is a predicted model, not a curated record. The coding region runs from base 1 to 390 and encodes 129 amino acids.